This is a messenger RNA of Liolophura sinensis, 953 nucleotides long. Its product is annotated as haloacid dehalogenase-like hydrolase domain-containing protein 3. Lineage: Eukaryota; Metazoa; Mollusca; Polyplacophora; Chitonida; Chitonidae. Gene Ontology annotation, cellular component: nucleus. The transcript has 2 exons. Bases 61 to 777 code for a protein of 238 amino acids. The record is from RefSeq and is a predicted model, not a curated record.
GAACAUGUCUACAAGCUGAAAUUUAGAAUUCUGUGAAAGCGAUAUCCUCAAAACAAACGAAUGGCGAAACUUCUGACGUUUGACGUCACCAACACGAUUUUGCGUGUCGCUGGGAGUGUUGGCCAACAGUACGCUCACGUCGCCAAAAAGUUCAACGUCAGUUUGGACGUCAGGUCCCUUAACGAGGCCUUUAAAGGUGUGUGGCUGACUCAUUCUAGGUUGUACCCGAACUUUGGACAAGCAGCAGGUCAGAGUUGCCAACAGUGGUGGGCAGGCGUCGUGGAAGAAACUUUUCGAUUCGCUGGCCAUUCUGUAUCGGAACAACAACUACGUCCAAUCAACGAAGAGCUGUAUCGAUAUUUCAUGUCCGCUGAACCCUGGGAAAUUUUACCUGGAUCCAAUGAGGUUUUACGGAAAUUAAAACUUUUGAAAGAGUCCAGACCACUGUGUGUCGGAGUGAUUUCUAACACUGACUCAAGACUUAAAACUGUUUUAAAAAACUUAGAAUUAAUUGACAAUUUCGAUUUUGUGCUGUUGUCGUUUGAGUGCGGAUCGGCUAAACCGGACAGUGCCAUUUUUCACAAAGCUUUGGAACUUGCUGACGUCAAACCUGCUGACGCGAUUCAUGUCGGAGAUCACGUUACCAAUGAUUAUCACGGCGCACGCGCAAUCGGAAUGAAAGCCCUUCUUCUGAGUAAAACCGGGGAGAUUCCAGCAGAAGUGGACCACGAUCAUGUCAUCAAAUCUUUGGAUGAAAUUUUUCAUUUUUUGCAUUAGACUGUAACAAACGAUAACAACUCACCAGUUUCUUUCUCUUUCUGACGUGCAUGCCUUAUGUUUUAACCAUUUCGUGUGCAAUCUUGUUAUUAUAUGAUUCUAUAUUCUUGAGCACUGUAUAAAACACCAAAUUAAAUAAAGGAAUAAACAAAUAAAUACAGUAUAUGAUUCUACAG